Messenger RNA from Helianthus annuus (common sunflower), 851 nucleotides. RefSeq lists its product as uncharacterized. Bases 18 to 815 code for a protein of 265 amino acids. The record is from RefSeq and is a predicted model, not a curated record. The transcript is spliced from 3 exons. Lineage: Eukaryota; Viridiplantae; Streptophyta; Magnoliopsida; Asterales; Asteraceae.
UGCAGCUAUGGGAUUUGAUGCGUGCAUUAUGCGUUUCUGAUGCACACAUUUUUUUUUUCAUGAUUGUCACCUCAAAUUUACGCCAUCUGUCCAUGCAGGUCAAGUUGAAAAUGCUUAAGGGCAUACAUAAUCAAAAUCAAGAAACAAGAUUAAAGAUUGCGGCUGCAGUCCAGUCCACGUGGGACAGGAGGAGGUUCAAUCAGAGGAAGAUAGCACGGUGCUACCAUGAGUGGCUUAAUCUACUUGCAGAAGCUUCUAGAAAGGGCUUUGGUGGCGAAGAAGAACUGCAGUGGGACUCGUAUGAGAUAAUUAACGAACAGCUCGGUAAGGAGUUUCGAGAAAGUAUGGAAUCAAGAAAGGAGAAAUGCGCGUCCGGACCAGGAGGAAGAGCGCCCAAAACCCUUGAGCAACGAAAGAAAAUAUCGGAGGCCAUUGCUGCCAAAUGGGCUGACCCUGCAUACCGUGAUCGGGUUUACUCUGGCAUGGCUAAACGCUGUGGAAAAAAUUCUUCUGUAACUAGAGAUCCAGAAUGGGGGACGAAAAAGAAGGAACCUGAAAAGGUCAAACCUGUGAAGAUGACUGACGGUUUAUAUAAUGUCAAGAUUAGCAGUCAACCGACCAAGUCAAAGACAAGUAGCGGUCCUAUAAAGGUGCCACAGGCUAGGUUCAAGGAUCCGCAUGCGAGAUACAAGUUAGAAAUGAUAAAGAGUAUUAGAGCAAGUAGAGCAGCUUCAGAUCCUAAAAUAAGCGAAGCUAUCUUAAGAGCCAAGUUAGUUCGCGUUUCAAAUCUUAAAGGGUGUUUGGCUGUGUUUUGAAAGUGAUUGUCUGAUUGUGAUCAUUUGACAUUACAG